GCUGAAUUCUGAAAGGCACAAAUACAAAUGCAGGUUUCCACCUUUGCGAUUCAUCCUUUCAAAGUGAAUUUGCUAUUAGGAAAUCUUUCUUAGUUACAGAAAACACCAAGGGGAUUACCUCAAGAAAAAUAUUCAUAUGAUCUAUGAUCACAAGGCUUCUCCAGAAACAGAUGAAGGAAAGUGCUGGAGAAUUUUAAGAAGCGUAGAGACAACAGCACAGACAUUUGCUGCCAUUUUAUGGGAACCAUGGACAUCGAAUUUGUCACUGCUCUCCUUAGUGGCACUAGCUCCUACUCAUCUCCCCUCAGCAGGGUCACACUCUCCUGUGCAUUUGUCAUGCGGCUGACAGCACUGCUUACUGAGUCAAAGGUCUUCAAGAAAGAGCAAGACUUUGCCUGCAAUUCAACUCAACGUGGAUGUCAGACUGUGUGCUUUAACACCCUUUCUCCUUACUCUGCAGUCAACCUGUUUGCUUUACAACUUUUAUUCAUUUUUUCUUAUGCUCUAGCAGUUGCAGUCCACUUCCGAGAAAGCACUCUGGAAAAAAGUGCUACAUGGUUUAGAGGACCACUGAAAACCAAGUAUGGAAAAUUCAGGUUUCAUAUCCUAAGCCUCUUUGCUAAAUGUCUCAUAGAAGGGAUUUUUCUUGUUACAUUUUACCAACUCUCAGAUACUUUACUGAACUCAGGAACAAUGAACUGCAACUUAUAUCCAUGUGAACAACUAGUUAUGUGUGCAGUUUUGAAUGUAACAGAACAAGUACUUUUCAGUUACUUUAUGUAUGGGCUAUCUCUAGCAUGUGCACUUAUAUGUAUAGUUGAGAUUCAUUUUGCAUUCAAGGAUUUCCAGAAUCAAACAUUUCAUGACUAUCCUGUACAAAGGAACCCUUAAGGAAAACAUCAAUUUAAGGGUAUACUCAAAAGAUUAACACAAAAGUAAAAAUAUCAGAAAAAAAUACUUAUUAAAACCACACAUUUUCAAAAAGCAAAAAUGUUCAGAUGAAUUUGUGACCUUUUCACAGAAAAUGAAAAAUGUCAAGAGUUCUGUAGACAAGCUGCAUAUCACCUCUUCUACAUAAUACACAAGUUGCCAUAUUCCACAUUUGUGGUACUAAGGAAAUUUCAGUCUCAGUAAAGCAAUGUUAUCAUUUUGAUGGUGAAUAUCUUGUUUUGAAAAUAAACAUGAAAUGGUAUACU
Messenger RNA from Protopterus annectens (West African lungfish), 1196 nucleotides. RefSeq names its product gap junction beta-2 protein-like. Lineage: Eukaryota; Metazoa; Chordata; Ceratodontiformes; Protopteridae. Gene Ontology annotation, cellular component: connexin complex. The record is from RefSeq and is a predicted model, not a curated record. The transcript is spliced from 2 exons. Gene Ontology annotation, biological process: cell communication. The coding region runs from base 238 to 891 and encodes 217 amino acids.